Molecule: messenger RNA, 3429 nt
Organism: Saccostrea echinata
Lineage: Eukaryota; Metazoa; Mollusca; Bivalvia; Ostreida; Ostreidae
Product: cadherin-like and PC-esterase domain-containing protein 1
Exons: 22
Coding region: 54-3053 (999 amino acids)
Source: RefSeq, a predicted model, not a curated record
UCUCUCCAGGCUGUGACCUUAGAUGAAGAUUGACCCUGGAAUAACCUCAUGUCAUGGCACUGUUCACCUCAGUACUGGGGGUCAAGGACGUUUUUCUGCUGCUGCUGUUGAUAGGAAUUUCCUCCCUUUUACUUACCUAUCACAUAGUGUUGUACCUCCCAUACCCACCUGAAGGUCACAAGGAGGUCAAGGACGUUCAUUUUCUAGAGAUUCGUCAAAAUCAAAUUGCUAGAAAAACAUAUGGUGAAGAUGGGUUGGAUCUCCCUGAGAAGGUAGACCACCAAGAGCAGAAAGCGACAGCUACAACUCGGAAGCUCAAUAUCUUGAACAAGAUUUUUAAGAUUGAAGAGAGAAUAAUAGCUGUAUCUAGAUUUCCAGCGCUUAUUGAAAACGAGGGAGCAAAAGACAACAGCACGCUAGUACUGGAAGAUCUGUUACGUCACUUAGACUAUAGAGUGAUCCACAGAGCUGAAAAUGUUGGACAGAAAAAACAGAAGUUGUCAAUGAUUUGGAAUUUAAAGGGACAUAACUCCACAACUGUUACAGAAAAUGAUUUAAAGAAGAUUAACUCCAUACAGAGCUUACAGCGGGUUGUAGCUGACCCUUCUCUCCUCUGCAGUAUACAGAAAACACAGAAUGCAUUCUCUAAAGUGAGGGUAGGGGACAGAACUCUAUGCUAUGUUUUGCCACACUUGAGUACCGAGCUGAAAGUUGACUCACACAAGAGAGAACUGGACUAUAUGUACCUACAUAAGGAUGACAACAUCUCUAUACAAAAAUUACAUUUAACACAGAGGGAAAUGAUGACGGUAAGAGUAGAGUGGCGAGUGUCUCCUGGAGUGCUGAUGUUAGAGGGGGCUCCAUUCUCCUUACGUCUGGCUGUUCUUAUAACCUCCCUGUCCCCACUCAGGGCCUAUCUUCACUCCAGCUGUCAGGUGUUCAAAAUCAACCAAUCAAAUAGGAUUAAAAGGGAGGAUUUGACCACACUGUGGCAUGUACGUCAAAGUAUUCAGCAGAACUUUGAGGAGACGACGGCCAAACUUUGGUGGAACCACCUCAGGAGGGGGCUGAUUAACGGACUGCUUACAGCGGAGCUAGGAGUGUGGACAUCAGGGGCAGAUAACCUUUGUAGAUGCAGCAGGUGCUUUCAGAGUCUGUCUGUGGAUAUAGUAUUUACAAAUGAAUUUCAGCCAAUCAUAUUAAAGGUUGAGCCUUCAGAUUACAGAGUGAUGCCGCAGGACAUUAAGAAUGAUGUGGUAAUGUUAACGUCAUUCAAAGAACCUGUAUAUGAGGAUGUUGUGAAAGAAGCUGGGAAUAUUCAACCCCAGAAAAUGCAUUGCAGAUCAGAGUUAUCUCCCUGCCUACAGGAAUCUGAUCUGACCUACUUAUUGGACACUAGAAGGGAAUUCAGGGCACCUGUAGAUUUCCUCAGACUAUACCCUACAGUAUCAGAGGACUACAGUCAUUUAAUGGAUCAUUUCCUCCACCUAUUCUUCAUGGAUCAAAGAGGUUCUAAAUUUGUCAAUGUCACCGGACACCCACCCAGCUGUCAUUUUACUCCCGAGGUACACCCAGUCAUAGAGGAGGCAGAGAGGCUCUAUCAGCAGAGCUCUAAAGGGAGACAACUCACACCAAUACAAAACAAGCCAAUGUUCUUGUCAAGGAAACUUGAUGCCCAGUUUUCAGAAGAUAACCUUAUUAAUGAAGAUGUAAUGUCCACAUCAGGGAAGGUGACACCAAAUUGUAGCUCAGAUCAACAAGAUUUGUCGCUGUUAUCCACAGUCACUUUAUCCCCCUCCUCUGUCCAGCUAUCCCCCGAGUUUGACCCUCAGCACACAAUGUAUGAGGCCCAUGCAGACUAUAACACCAUUGUCUUCUCUAUAACGGCAAUUACCAAGCAUUGUAACACCACGGCAAGAUUUCAUACACCAGACGGGGAAGACAGUUCUAUGAAUUACACCCUUGGUUUAGGAGAGAACAGAAUCAGGAUACAUGUAGUGAUGACAUCAACAACAGAACCACAAAUUGUCAACACCUACGUUAUCCUGAUCUGGAGACAGGGGAGGGGGAUUCCCCAUCUCCGCCCCUCGUUAAGAGUCUGUCAGCUUACUCAGGAUUGUGAGCUGAAGUAUUCCCCCAGUGAGAGUUGUGGAUUAAGAGCUGUUACAAGGUUUAGAUCCUGGAGGUUGUACCAGAAAUACACUUCACAACUUCCUGUUUGUCAACAGUCGGAUUACCAGGAAACCUCCUGGUUUGUUCCAUGUGAAGACUGUAAAGACCCACAUUCAUGUCACUGGAGGAGUGCUACAUGGCAGACAAACAUUUGUCAGACUAAACAUCUGAGUGACCUAGAUAUUAGUUCCUGUUUUAAAGGAAGAAAAGUGCUUUUUAUUGGAGACUCAACAAAUAGGGGGAUUAUGCAUUAUAUUCUGGAGAAGAUAAAUGGUUCUCUGACAGAAUGGGACAAAACUCAUAAUCUUAAGCUCUACAAAAGUAUUAAUGGUAAUCAAACAGAUCUGAGCUUUUCAUAUUACCCACAAUUCUGGUUACCUACCAAUCACAGACCAGCAUUUGACAAGGCAGUAUUCCAGCUGAUCAAAUGGACGAAGCCAUUAAGUGAUGACAAUAGGACAGUGUUAGUUGUUGGGGGUGUUCAUUGGUUGGCAAGUCAACAUCUAGAUCUCAUCAUCAAAGCUUUAAAGAGAGAAAAUUUAUCCCACAUCAAGCUGAUUGUAAAAGGAUUAGGUUCGGGAUUCCACCAGCAUGUCAAUGGUGUUCACUAUCUACCACAGACCGACAUACAGAAACUUGUACUUAGAGAAAGAGAAUUAGAAAAACAUGGCAGGAAGUUAGGGUUCGAAUUCAUCAAGACGUUUAAUCUGACAAUGGCCAGAUUCAAAGAUUUUCUACAGGGAAAAUGUGCCUGUCAUUUCCAUAAGCUUUCAGAAGUCAAGAAUCCUGGCUCAGAGAAAACAGUUUACCAUGUUCAGGGUGAAAUAAAUGAAAUCUACUCACAAAUGGUUAUAAAUAGCAUAUGUAAAAAUGAAACUUAAUAAAAAAAAAUGACAAGGUGAUGCAUUGUUCAUUGUACCUGGAGCUGAAGAAAUCAAUUCUGUGAGGCAUGGAAGAGGCAAUGUCCUCAUAAAAAAGAAAUCAGGAGUCUAAUAACAGGUUUGAUGUCCGGACAGCUAUUCUUUUUACUGCUUUGUUUACAAAAUAUUAUUUUCAGAGUUUAAAAAAUGAAGCUAAUUUGAUACCACAUUGUUAAUCAUGGUAAAAGUUCAAGAAGGAAUCUUCUGCUGAAAUACAUUUUAUUAAAUUAAUGGACUUUUAUUUUUAAAUGCACCUACUGUUUUGUAAUCCUUGAUAUUUCAAAUGCCAUUAAAGUGUUAUUUGAUUAAUGUUAAUGGUUACAAUUUAACUACUGUA